Actinia tenebrosa (Australian red waratah sea anemone) is the source of this 881-nucleotide messenger RNA. Its product is annotated as cyclin-dependent kinases regulatory subunit. The record is from RefSeq and is a predicted model, not a curated record. Lineage: Eukaryota; Metazoa; Cnidaria; Anthozoa; Actiniaria; Actiniidae. Gene Ontology annotation, molecular function: cyclin-dependent protein serine/threonine kinase regulator activity.
CUUUGCAAAGCGUUGAUUUCAGCAACGAGCAUCGAUACAAGCAUCGUUCAAGGGAAACUUUUUUUAAAAACUACCUUCUAAACCUCAAAAUGUCCAUAAAUCCAGAUAUUCACUACUCAACUAAAUACACCGAUGAUACAGGUUUUGAAUAUAGACAUGUAAUGCUUCCCAAAUCCCUGGCCAAGAAAGUUCCAAGGGAUAGAUUACUGACUGAAGAAGAAUGGCGAGGAAUGGGUAUACAACAAUCUCAAGGAUGGCAACAUUAUAUGAUUCACAAACCAGAACCUCACAUUUUGCUGUUCAAAAGGCCAGUAACCUAGAGCUAAUGAAGAGACAAAUAAAUAUAAUUAUGGUUCAUCCAAAAAAUGGCAGAACGAUUUAGCUAAACAAAGAAUCAACCAUCAUUGUAAAUACCAAGAAUAUUGUUAUUCAAGUCAAGUCAUAAUACUUUUUCUUGCAUCUUAAAUAUUUUGACGACGAAUUUUUGCUUUAAGUUUAUGGUUAAAAUCCACUUAUAAAUGUAAGUUUAUUAGAAGUUUUGGAUAUAAUCUUACAACUUAUUGCUCAUUCUUUUCCAAAUGCUUUGAAUUAUUCCUAGAUAUUAUUCAUAAUAAUUCUUGUAAUAUCAACACCAUUUAUUCAAUAUUUUGUGCAAGUUCUUGUAUCCCACUUAUCAGAUAUUGCCAAUCAAUAUUUUUUUGCUUUCUGUGUGUUAACAUAAGGACAAUAUAUUUAUCUCUCACAAUUGAAUGAAUGUCUAUAUUAUACACUUUACACCUCACACUCUCUUAUAGAAGCAAACCUAUAUUCAUUUUCUAGCAAUACUUGUACAUAUACUGUAACAAUCUUCUUUUGCUAAUAAAAUUUGAUUUGGCAAAGCA